Zygosaccharomyces rouxii is the source of this 1110-nucleotide messenger RNA. It is a transcript of the gene CAK1, whose product is annotated as cyclin-dependent protein kinase-activating kinase CAK1. The coding region runs from base 1 to 1110 and encodes 369 amino acids. The record is from RefSeq and is a predicted model, not a curated record. Gene Ontology annotation, biological process: regulation of mitotic cell cycle; protein phosphorylation. NCBI's taxonomy places the organism in Eukaryota, Fungi, Ascomycota, Saccharomycetes, Saccharomycetales, Saccharomycetaceae. The transcript has a single exon. Gene Ontology annotation, molecular function: ATP binding; protein kinase activity. Gene Ontology annotation, cellular component: nucleus.
AUGGUUGAUUCAAACAAUCCGGAGGAAUUUCAUAAUUUGAAACACACCAGAUUUGCCACGAUAUCAAGCAAUGGUUCCUACGUGGUUAAAUCUAUCUGUACAGAUAUAACAGUCCCACCUCAUGAUUCUCGUUCAGAACUGGCUAUUUUAAAGAAGUUAAACCAAGGCGAUGAGGGGCACAUUGUGAAACUGCUGGGUUACGAAUGCGAUGAAGAGUAUUUGAAAUUACUUUUACCUCUCUACGAUAUGGAUCUUGGUGAAUACAUGCGUUCUUGUUACAGGCCGCCCAAGAAGAAUUCAAAGAAAUUUAACCCAUAUCUAUCAUUUACAGGAGCCCAAACUGUGGAUGAUCAACCACAAGUUUGCGAGAAUCAAUUAGAUGUUGAUCGUUACGCUUAUGACUUUUUUCUACAACUAUCCAGUGCGUUACAAUUUAUCCACUCUCAUGGUAUAAUUCAUAGAGAUUUAAAACCACAAAACGUGCUGCUUAACAGAGUAGAAAACCCUCAGCUGGUACUGACGGAUUUCGGGAUUUCCUAUGAUACUGAAGACCCUAUCCAACUGCAAAGGGAAGAUCCAAAUGCAAAAAUUACAGACGUAUCGACUUCCAUAUAUAAGGCACCGGAACUACUAUUCGGUGUGAAGAACUAUAAAUUUGCUGUAGACGUUUGGGCCUUGCUAAUAAUUAUUUCACAAUGGUUUCAAACCGAGGCUAAUUUGUCGUCAACGACUUUACCUGCUAUGGUUGAUGACGGUAGCGGUCAAUUGGAAGAUGGUGAAGCCGGUAGUGAUAUUAGACUCAUCUUUUCAAUAUUCAGCAACCUAGGUAUUCCUGCAAUAGCUCAAUGGACCGAGGUUGAAAAAUAUGGAUCUUCAGAGGCAUUCCAGGGAAUGUUCGGUUCUGAUGGUGAUGGUAACUAUCUAUUGAAUAAGACCCGAGAUGAUCAAUUGCAAACGAUUCAUAAGUUAAUGCCACGAUUAAAAGAGAUUCAAGAUGAAGCAACUAAAAGGCUCAUCGAGAAUUGUAUUUUAGGCAUUAUAUCAUUUGAAUCCUGUCAAAGAUGGAGUAGCAAACGAAUCGUCCAUGAAUUGACAAAGUUAAAUUUAUAA